Cryptotermes secundus is the source of this 1363-nucleotide messenger RNA. RefSeq names its product homeobox protein aristaless. The record is from RefSeq and is a predicted model, not a curated record. Lineage: Eukaryota; Metazoa; Arthropoda; Insecta; Blattodea; Kalotermitidae. The transcript has 3 exons. Gene Ontology annotation, biological process: regulation of transcription by RNA polymerase II. The annotation marks the transcript as partial. Gene Ontology annotation, molecular function: RNA polymerase II transcription regulatory region sequence-specific DNA binding; DNA-binding transcription factor activity, RNA polymerase II-specific.
ACUUCUCUUCCAAUAUCACCGGAGUUGAAUCGAGUGACUCUUCACCUGCACCAGCAGUUCAAGAACAAGACUUCGCAACUAGUGUAUCAGUGCAACCUCAAGACUCUCUGAGUAACGGUAUUGGCCGCGUCUGUAGUUCGAGUUCUGGUACGGCAAUUGUAAUGGGUGUGUCCGAAGAAACUGAAAAGGGAGAAGAGGAACUGUCGGCAGUUGAUUCACCUCCGUCAGUGCUGAUGGGGGAGUGUGGGGAUGAAAAUGGUCCGGGUGGUAAAACAGCUCUAAUUAUGGAGCCCGGAAGUACGGGGUCCGGCUCUGCCCUCGAUCCAGUCGGAAGCAGUAAUGCUUCGGAAAAUAACAGUGAGGGAGAACUGGAUGACUUCGCGCCCAAGAGGAAACAAAGGCGCUACCGCACUACUUUCACCAGUUUCCAAUUAGAGGAAUUGGAGAAGGCGUUUGCUCGUACACACUACCCCGAUGUUUUCACGAGAGAGGAGUUGGCGAUGAAAAUCGGCCUGACUGAAGCUCGUAUUCAGGUGUGGUUCCAGAAUAGGCGAGCCAAAUGGCGGAAACAGGAAAAGGUCGGCCCACAGGGACACCCUUACAACCCUUACAUGAGUUCAGGAGGAGCAGCACCACCCUCUGCAGUUGUAGCGCCCUCUUUGCCGAACCCAUUUUCGCAUCUCGGUUUCAGUCUGCGGAAACCGUUCGAAGGCACGAAUCCCGCAGGACUUGCUGCUGCCUUCCGCGUGGGUGGCGGAUACCCACCGCUGCCACCGGGCCACGUGUUGCCUGGGAGCUACCUCAGUCACCACCCAACACCACAUCAUUUCCCGAGCCCCCACCACCGAGGGGCGCCGCCACCACUUCUUCCUCCCAGUCUCGGUCACCUCACGUAUAGUUCAGCUGCAGCUGCCAGCUCCUUUCAGUCUCUCCUCGCCAACAUAUCGGCAGCACAACGCCCCAAGUUGCCGGGUUCGAGCCCUGUUGGAGACGACUAUCAGCAUGCUGCUGCUUUGCUGGCCGCAGCGACCGCCACAGCCAUGGCACCGCCGGGCAGUCCGGUCCCCCCUUCAGGAGCCCCAGGUCCAGCACCGGAUCUCGACAGAAGGAGUUCGAGCAUUGCGGCGCUGAGGUUGAAGGCGAGGGAACAUGAGCUCCGGCUGGAGCUGCUGCGAAAGAACGGAGACCUGAUCAGCUGAGGACGCCGGCAGACUCUCGAGUAGUCAAGUGUUUAGUGCCUUCUCAGCUGAACAUUGUAUCAUAUCUUCUAUCGGAAAUGUCAGUCUUAUGUAACGCAUAUUAACCUCAGUAAUGUGAGAGGAAGUGAACAGAACAGUUAAUAAUAAUUAUCAGUAUGUCUCAA